AACGCGCGCCCCCCUGUGGUGAAUCCUGCACUCUGCACGCCGGCUUCUUCCGGUAUGAUGCCGACUUGCUUCCUUCCCUUCACUUUUCUUUGAUAAAUAGAGAGGUAGGCAGACGGCUGGAGAUUUGUGCGUGUCGGUGUAUGUGAGACUAUGCCGUUGUUAUCAUUUUUGCUGCUCUUUACUCUCGGCACUUGGUCUGGUGCUGUCGGUGAUCCUAAGCCGCAGAUGAACUACAGCUCUGUGACACUGCCGAGUCUUCACAUCCCUUACUUCCUGAACAGCAACACACACAUGGAAAGAGUUUGCCGAGACGACCCUCUCUGUCCAUUUAAAGAUGCUCUGUCACAAAAGAAGUCUUGUUGGGGUUAUGAGAUGAGCUGUUCUCCCGAGCACAGGUUCAGCUUCCCGACCUGCACCAGCGUGGACUCUGCAUGGGCUCGCACAGUGCAGAUGGCUCAGGAAAUCUUCUGGAAGCAGGCCGACUUUGGCUAUGUUAAAGAGCGUCUGAGCGAGAUGAAGACCAUUUGCACGCCUUUAACUCCUGGGGAAUCCUCUCUGAAGUGUACGAGCCACAUGCGCUACUGCAGAGCCACCAACCUCUAUCUGGACCUCCGGAAGCCCCGCAGGGGUCAUGAGAGGUUUAAUGAGGAUUUCUUGCAGAAAGGGGAGGUCGGGGGUCACUGCAGACUGAACAAUGAGGUGUUGAAGGCAGAAGGGGAGCACAAGAGCCCCCUGCAGUCCUGGUUCGCCGAGCUGCAGACGUACACGGAGCUCGACUUCCAUCCCAUAGAAGACGGGCACUGUGAUGUCAUUAUAGAGCGACCCACAGUCUUCAUGAAGCUGGAUGCAGGUGUGAACAUGUACCAUCACUUCUGUGAUUUUGUCAAUCUGUACGUCUCUCAGCACCUCAACAACUCAUUCAGCAGAGACAUCAACAUCGUCAUGUGGGACACGAGUUUUUAUGGUUAUGGAGACCUCUUCAGCGAAACCUGGCGGGUUUUCUCCGAUUAUGACGUCAUACACCUUAAAACCUAUGACACAAAAAGGGUGUGUUUCAGGGAUGCUUUUUUCUCACUAUUACCACGGAUGAGAUAUGGCCUCUUCUACAACACACCCCUGAUCUCAAACUGCCAGAGUGAAGGGAUGUUCAGAGCAUUUUCUCAGCAUGUCCUUCAUCGACUCAACAUCCCACAGGAGGGACCCAAGAGAGACCGAAUCCGGGUCACACUGCUGGCUCGGAGCACGGAGUAUCGCAGGAUAUUAAACCAGCAGGAGCUCAUAAAUGCCCUGAAGACUGUGGCUUUAUUUGAGGUCAAGCUGGUGGAUUACAAGUACAAAGAUAUGCCAUUCCUGGAGCAGAUCAGGGUGACUCAUAACUCGGACAUCUUUAUCGGGAUGCAUGGCGCUGGCCUCACACACCUGCUCUUCCUCCCGGACUGGGCCGUCAUAUUCGAGCUCUAUAACUGUCACGAUGAAGGCUGCUACCGGGAUCUGGCUCGGCUCCGGGGCGUUCACUACCUGACCUGGCAGAGAGCAGACAAAGUGUUCCCUCAGGAUAAGGGACACCACCCUACACUCGGAGAUCACCCGAAAUUCACUAACUACACCUUCGACCGCGAGGAGUUUAUGCGCUUGGUCAUGUUGGCUGCAGAUCACGUGAGGAGACACCGGGCGUGGCGUUCCACACAGAGACGAGAUGAGCUGUAGCACACACACACGCACACACACACGCACACACACACACACACACACACACACACACACACACACACACACACACACACACACAGAGUGCUGUAUUGUAAAGUGCUGAUUUCAGGAUCAUUAUUUUUCUUCAUAUAAUAAUACUAUGGACUUAAAAACUGAUCUGAGAUCAGCACUUGUGAACAACUCUUAUUUAUUGUACAUUUCAGGGAGACGUAAUUCUAGAAGAAAUUCUAGAAGUUCUAUAUAUCAUGAAUAUGGAAGUUGACCAAUUUCUCAUUUUCCGAUUUUCAGAUGAUAAACAUUUUUCUGAGGCUGGUUUUCCUGGCAGGAUUUCUAGACAUAAUAUUUCCUGACGUUUUGUCUUAUUUCAACUUUGGAAAGCUUGGAAAGAGACAUAAGGUCUAAAAAAUAGGCUUUAUAAUACUUUAGCAUCUGUUAAUGAGAAAUAUUAGACAAAUUCACCUAGAUAGAAAAUAUUUUGGUUGGGAUAUCAAUUAUAUCAGUGUCCACUAUCACAAAAACCAUGAAUAUAAUAUAAUAUAAUAUAAUA
Molecule: messenger RNA, 2257 nt
Organism: Tachysurus fulvidraco (yellow catfish)
Lineage: Eukaryota; Metazoa; Chordata; Actinopteri; Siluriformes; Bagridae
Gene: eogt
Product: EGF domain-specific O-linked N-acetylglucosamine (GlcNAc) transferase
Exons: 16
Coding region: 151-1707 (518 amino acids)
Cellular component (GO): endoplasmic reticulum lumen
Molecular function (GO): protein N-acetylglucosaminyltransferase activity
Source: RefSeq, a predicted model, not a curated record